This is a messenger RNA of Sarcophilus harrisii (Tasmanian devil), 1992 nucleotides long. RefSeq names its product serine protease 56 (gene PRSS56). The record is from RefSeq and is a predicted model, not a curated record. Gene Ontology annotation, molecular function: serine-type endopeptidase activity. NCBI's taxonomy places the organism in Eukaryota, Metazoa, Chordata, Mammalia, Dasyuromorphia, Dasyuridae. Gene Ontology annotation, biological process: proteolysis.
AUGACCCCGAGCCGGACUCUGGGGCUGCGGGAGAAGGGCUCGUCCUGCAGCCCUCGGUGCCAGGGCCCUUCUGGCUCUGCCAGGGCAGGCGAGUCCGGCCAGAUAGCGUGGCCAGCGAGGUCGGAGUGGGGCCCGGCUGGGGGACCUGGGGAGGGGGCUGCUCAUCCGCUGCUCCCCGAGCCCUCGGGCGCGAUGCUGCCUGUGGUGCUGGGGCUCCUGGGCCUCCUGUCCCCCUGGGCCGCGGCCGGAGUGGGGGCCGCAGCCCCUCGCCAAGAGUGCCUGGACAGGCCCACACUUCGAGACGGGGAGGCCGGCGGCGGAGCCGAGGCCGAGGGGGGUGAGCGGGACCUGGAGGUAGCCGGGCAAUGGCGAGAUAUACAACGGAAGGCUUCCCUGGCCGUGGAGAGGGCGGCACGGGAGUAUAGCCGCCGGCUCCUGGGCUGCCAGGCCUGUGCCAACCACACCCGGCCUUGCCCCGGGCUUCGGAGCCAGCAGCCUCACGGCCACAACCUUCCUGGACAAGAGCAGCCAGUGACUUGUGGCCUUCGGAGCCGCGGAGCCGCCAACGUGACGUGGGCCCGGGGCAGAAUCGUGGGGGGCAAGGCGGCCCCCCCGGGCUCCUGGCCCUGGCUGGUGUCUCUGAGGAUGAACGGGCAGCCCAUGUGUGGGGGAGUCCUGGUGGGGGACACCUGGGUCCUCACUGCCGCUCACUGCUUCGCAAGCCAUCAGAACGAGCUCCUGUGGUCAGUGGCCCUGAGCAAGGCCCCCGGGGAGGGCCAGGAGGAGGGCAUCCCUGUUAACCGCAUCCUGCCGCACCCCCAGUUUGACGCCAAGACCUUCCGGAGCGACCUGGCCCUGGUGGAGCUGGGGGCCCGGGUGCCCAAGGGCAGCCCGUCUGCCCCCGGGGCCCAAAGGGCCCCGGCGAGUGGCCUUGCUGGCUGGGGAGCCGUCUACGAAGACGGGCCCGCGGCCCCGGCGGUGAGGGAGGCCAGGGUGCCGCUGCUUAGCCUGGGCGCCUGCCGGGCGGCCCUGGGCUCGGCGCUGCACCCCGGCACCAUGCUCUGCGCGGGCUUCCCGGCCGGAGGAGCGGACUCCUGCCAGGGUGACUCGGGGGGCCCUCUGACGUGCUCGGUGCCGGGGCCCCCCCUGAGGGAGGCCCUCUAUGGCAUCACCUCCUGGGGGGACGGCUGCGGGGAGCCGGGCAAGCCCGGGGUCUACACCCGCGUGGCCGCUUUCGGGGCCUGGAUCCGCCAGCAGAUGAGUGCCCCUGCCUCCAGCCGCGAGCCCAGCUGCCGGGAGCUUCUGGCCGCCGACGCCCAGCGGGACCCUUCGGCGGAGCUGCGCCGCCUCUGCUCCUUCUACGAGCGCCCCUGCCCCGCGCGGGCCGCGUCCGGAGCCUGUGCGCGCCUGUCCCGGAACAAGUGCCGGCUGCACAGGAGGCGAUGUGAGCUGCGCUCCCUGGUCCAGACCCUGCUGAGCCUGCUCCGGGACGCUCAGGGCUUCUUCUCGCGCCCCUUGGGCCUGCUUCGUCUCGCCCCCGCGCCGCCUCCGCUGGGUCCCGCGCUUCCUCCGGGGGCUCCGGGGCGGGGCCAGGGCACAGCUCCCCAAGGAGAAGCCCCCCUAUCCCAGGGGGAGCCGGAGGCAGGGGUGAAAGGCUGCCCUGGGCUGGAGGCUCUGAGCCAGAAACUGGCCGGGCUUCGAGGGUCCUACACCUGGAUCCUGCAAGUGCCCCACGACCGGCUGGCCAUGGACUUCCAGGAGAUCCUGGCUGACCUGGGCUCCGAGACCGAGCAGGGGCUGUUCCAGGCCCGAGUCAGGGCGGCGGUGGGGGGCCGGAGGGUGCUCUUUGCCGCCAUGAUCGGGCGGGAGCCGGCCACCCUGGCACGAAGCCUCCCAGGCCUUUUGGCCCAGGCCCUGAGGGCCUUCCGAGCCGUGCCCCCAGCCUAGCCGAAGGCCUCGGGCCAGGGGCCCCUGGGACUGAGCGGGGGCGAG